UAUGUCUUUAUCAACCUACCCCUGAAACGUCCCUCUGCCUACUGCUUCUCUCUCAUUUUGUCAGCCCAUAAAUCUUUUUAGUCGUUGUCGGCGCUUCAAAUCUCUCUUUUAUCUUUUCAUAAAGAUUUGCAUCUUCAGGUAACUUCUUUUGCAGAAAUGAAGUCCGUUUGGAAACUGCUCAGGAACUCAUCUAUAUGGAGUUAGUGAAGAAGAGGAAGAAGCAGAACUUUGGAGGGAGAUGGCUUUUUCUCAAGAAUCAUCAGCUCAGGUAAAGGUGGAGAACUCACAAGAUAAUGAGUUCAAACAAAAGGAAGAGUGUGAGCACUCCUUCAUCUACAGGGAUGAUACUGGAGAAGUGUGUUGUGUUUGUGGACUCAUCAAUAGACACAUCGCAAGAAUGAUAGAGUUUGUGUUCAACAAGAGCGGAGAUUCCUCAGAAUCUGAAUUAAGCCCUCAAGGUUAUAAUGGCGGCAAUGGAACUCAUAUGUAUGGAGUUGGUGAAGAAGAAGAAGCACAACUUUGGAGGGAGAUGGCUUUUGCUCAAGAAUCUUUUCAGGUUAAGGUUACUUCUUGUAACGGUGGAGAACUCACGAGAUAACGAUUUCAAACAGAUCGAUGACUGUGUUCACUCCUUCAUCUUCAAGGAUGAUAUUGGAGAGGUGUGUUGUGUUUGUGGACUCAUCAAGAGACACAUCGCAAGAAUGAUCGAGUUUGAGUUCAACAAGGACGACAUGUUAUUGCUUUAGACAAGCCGAAGUGGAGUGGCUAGGGUUAUUUGGUAAUCUAGCAUCAUAUGUGUUAAUCUCUAGUAUCUUCUGCGUAGGAUUAGACAUGAUAAUGGUUUCUUCUUCCUCCUCUCUUAAAGAUCAUGAAACGCUUUGUUCUGCCACACAAGAAUAUAUCAUUUCCUCGCGUUAUUGGUUCU
This is a messenger RNA of Raphanus sativus (radish), 925 nucleotides long. RefSeq names its product protein CHROMATIN REMODELING 35. The record is from RefSeq and is a predicted model, not a curated record. Gene Ontology annotation, biological process: gene silencing by siRNA-directed DNA methylation. The transcript is spliced from 4 exons. Bases 239 to 598 code for a protein of 119 amino acids. NCBI's taxonomy places the organism in Eukaryota, Viridiplantae, Streptophyta, Magnoliopsida, Brassicales, Brassicaceae.